This is a messenger RNA of Stomoxys calcitrans (stable fly), 2053 nucleotides long. RefSeq lists its product as uncharacterized. The transcript is spliced from 3 exons. The record is from RefSeq and is a predicted model, not a curated record. The coding region runs from base 572 to 1783 and encodes 403 amino acids. NCBI's taxonomy places the organism in Eukaryota, Metazoa, Arthropoda, Insecta, Diptera, Muscidae.
ACAACGCCUCAUUUGUAUUUCGUAUUUGCUGACUUGUGGACGAGUGGAAGUGCAUUAUUUUUUUCGCCGCCAAGAAAAAUUAACAAAAUAAAAACAAGAAAAUAUCAAUUGAAUCGCCAACAAGUAAAAGAACUUUGCUGAAUAAAAAUAUUUUAAGUUGGAGUAAAGGAAGCACAACAAGAUACAAACAAUUUUCUAUAUGUGUGUCCAUACACAGCUGUGUGAUGAACACAUGCCGGCAAGCAGAAAUGUAUAAGAAUCGCAUAUGAUUCUGCCUAAUCAAAAGAGUAACAAGCGAAAGUUUUCCAGUUGUACGACUUGUAAAAAACAGUGUUUGAUUGUGAAACAAAACCAUUGAUUCAUUUAAGCAUUUGGGACUUCCAGGCUCUUUAAUAACUGAGUUAGAUAACAACCCUGAUUUUAGAAAACAGCCGCAGUGAGUUUAAAACUGUAACUUGGUUGCUCUGAGAAACACUGGUCGCUGUUUUUAUUCACCUCAAAGCCAGCAGUACGUACAGCUGGGUUUGUUUACAAGCAUCAGCUGUUUCAAAAUACACCAAUACAAGAAACCAUGUUGGGCGCAACUGAAGCUUCAGCUAAUAUAACAGCACCAAGCGUAGAUGCUGUGGGCAGUGUUCCGGUUACCUCUGCUGCACAGACUUCGGAGAGACGUUGUGAAAAUCCCGAUUGCAAUGUCAACAAACUGAUAUCGAUGGUGCCAAAACGCAAAACCACCCAAUUUAUUUCCGAACCAUUGGUAAUGGAUAAACCCAUGUUGGUAAAUGGCUUUACAGCAGUGUUUCAAGUGGAUGGCAAAUCGGCCAAGCUGAUGGAUAUAAAAAAUCCCAAUGGUGAUCCCAGCUCAACAUCAAUUUAUCGCAUUGUUCCCAACUCACAUGUCCAUGUGGUCAAUUAUGUGGUAGUCGAUACGGACGAAGCAUAUUUAAAGAAAAUUACCGAUAAUGAUCCAGCCACAAUGCAGAAACUUUUGACAACACAAAAGGACAGUGCCGACCAGAUGUUAAAGAAAAUCAUGAAUGGACAGGGUCCUGCAUCGGCGGCCACUACAACAGUGGUGUCUACAAUCAAUCCUGUUGGUAUUAACAGGAACUUGCCCGAAACACAUGGAUCUUCGGUGCCGCUUGGCAAUAUGGCAAUGCCAUCGUCUGUAUCCUCUCUUAGUGCAGGUGUAGGCAAUAGAACCAUGGUUGGAAACCAUCCAGCGACAAUGACAAUUGGUAACGUUGGCUCUUUGUCGACGACAAUUAACAAGUCCAACAAACUACCUUUAGCACCUAGUAUUGGUACAUCUCCCUCAAUGCAGGUUAAUAUGCCGAAAAUCGCACAAAAUUCCCCUAUAAAUUUGCCAGUGCGUAUGCAUCCUAACUUGAAGAUAACCGCAGUAGCGAGUGGUGAUACGAUUGGUGCAAAUGUCAUAAAUGCAAGUGGGUCUAAUGUCAAUGUUAAUCCUCCUCCACCAUUCAUCCAACCUGUACCAUUGGCAAGUUUACAAUCUCCCUCACCUGCUGUCAUUCAACAGAUAACUAAGCCAACCAUUUCACUGCCUCUUAAUCCAAUAAUGGGUCACACUACCAUGGAGGUGGCCGACAAGCCAACUUACGAUAAAAUGCAAGAGGAGAUCAAUGAUCUGAGGCGAACUGUGGCCAUGCUGGCAGAGGCUCAAGCAAAAAAUCAAACACAAACUGCAACUCAUACACAAGUUCAACAGCCUGGUGUAUCAAGGCCCCCUAUGAAAAGGCCACGCAUCGUGCCAAAACCUUAAUCUUUGAGCAUUAAGUUUUCGAACUCCAUUAUUGUUUGCUCCAUGCUUUUUUACAUUUAUUUCUAAGCCAUUUUUUCACAAACUUUUUUAGUUUUUCAACAAUUUCCAAUGAUAAUGUUAGGGCACAGCCCUAGCUAAAGUAACUAAAAUUCUAUAGCUUAAUAAGUACACCCCCAAGUUCAACUUAUUUUUGAACAUUUAUUUAUACAUGUUAUUUUAUAGAAAUAAAAACCAAUAAAAAUUAUUGUAAUGGUAAUUAAAACAAAUGUA